AUGAGCUGGCGAGCGCAGAUUUCUCGCAGCAUUCGGGAGCUUCGCUUUGUAGCAUGUGACACGUCACAAAGUAGCGCAGGUUUACGCACAUUCUUUCGCAAGAACUACAGCGAACUCAAGAUGUUAAAUCCGGGAACGCCCUUUGUUUAUCGCGAGGCAGAUGAGAUGGAGCCCUUUGUGUACGCACGAUUUGACUGGGGCGUGGAGAAGAAAGUCUUGGUAGCCGACAAGAGUGACGAGGAGAUUCUCACUAUUCUAAAGGGCCUUGUGGACCACGGUCUCACGCUUCCGAAAUCUCCGGAAAGCGACAUUAUUAUGGCUGCCCCCAUAAUCGAGGCUGCAAAGGGUGAAAGCGCCUACGAGCCAAUUAAUCUAACUUGGGAUGGGAAGACAUUGCGCCGUAAUCCAGACUUCGAUAUUCCGCUGGAGGAAGCGCUGAAAUGUUGA
Molecule: messenger RNA, 447 nt
Organism: Plasmopara halstedii
Lineage: Eukaryota; Oomycota; Peronosporomycetes; Peronosporales; Peronosporaceae
Product: nadh dehydrogenase
Exons: 2
Coding region: 1-447 (148 amino acids)
Source: RefSeq, a predicted model, not a curated record